This is a messenger RNA of Apodemus sylvaticus (European woodmouse), 1463 nucleotides long. RefSeq names its product DNA damage inducible transcript 4 like (gene Ddit4l). The record is from RefSeq and is a predicted model, not a curated record. Gene Ontology annotation, biological process: negative regulation of signal transduction. Gene Ontology annotation, cellular component: cytoplasm. The transcript has 3 exons. NCBI's taxonomy places the organism in Eukaryota, Metazoa, Chordata, Mammalia, Rodentia, Muridae. The coding region runs from base 467 to 1048 and encodes 193 amino acids.
GAAUCUAGGUUAGUGGCGGAAGGGAGAUGCUCCUUACGUGGGUGACCCGUGGCCUACCCAGGAAACAGCAGGUGUCCGCCCAACGCGAGGCUAAUCCUCAACUCCCAGGGGCUUGCCUGGGCCCCUGCCUUGGCAGGAACUAAAAGGUGACCUGACCCUGCAGGGGCGGGCCAGGGCCAGGGCACGGGCCGGGCGAGUGGCGCAGGUGGGCGUGCCGGCCAGGAGGGGAGGCGGGACCUAUAAAGCUCUCUCCAUUCCGGAGGCGGAGCGGCCGGGUGCAGCCUGUGUUGGUGGGCGCGGUGGCCCGCAGCCUUCGACUCGCUGCAGGACUGUGCAGGGGACCUUUGUCCAAGCAUCGGGCUACUGAGGGGCGCCUGCCUCGGUUUACCCUUCAGCGUCUGGUGAAAUCCGGCAGCGCCUAGGGAAAGAUCCGUUCUGCUCCGCGAGGGAAACAGAGCCGUUGACCAUGGUUGCAACGGGCAGUUUGAGCAGUAAGAACCCGGCCAGCAUUUCAGAGUUGCUGGACGGUGGCUAUCACCCUGGGAGUCUGCUAAGUGAUUUCGACUACUGGGAUUAUGUUGUCCCUGAGCCCAACCUCAACGAGGUGGUAUUUGAAGAGACAACAUGCCAGAAUUUGGUUAAAAUGUUGGAGAACUGUCUGUCCAAAUCAAAGCAAACCAAACUCGGUUGCUCUAAGGUCUUGGUCCCUGAGAACCUGACCCAGAGAAUUGCUCAAGACGUCCUGCGGCUCUCGUCCACGGAGCCCUGCGGCCUUCGGGGUUGUGUGAUGCACGUGAACUUGGAAAUUGAAAAUGUGUGUAAGAAGCUGGAUAGGAUUGUGUGCGACGCCAGUGUGGUGCCGACUUUCGAGCUCACACUUGUGUUUAAGCAGGAGAACUGCCCGUGGACCAGCCUCAAGGACUUCUUCUUUAGCAGGGGUCGCUUCUCGUCGGGCCUGAGGCGAACUCUGAUCCUCAGCUCAGGAUUUCGACUUGUGAAGAAAAAACUGUACUCUCUGAUUGGAACGACAGUCAUUGAAGAGUGCUGAGGAGGAAACACAAUUAAAGGCCCCUAAUGAGCGGAUAAUAAACCUCUGAAGCUAUCCAGCCGGUCAUUUGUAGUUCGCCUGCUUGCCCUCACCGGGAAAUCCCAGAUUUUGACCGUUCUCCUUCAGUGUGUCUCACCCAUAGCAACCCACUUUAAAGGCUGAUUCCCCCCCCCCCCAGCUUUUAAGAUAUAAUCCAAGAGAGCAAAUUGCCCACAUAUGUGUCCAUAUGGGAUAGAAUGGAAUAAGGAGGAGAAAGAAGCAGCACCUUUAAUUUUAUAUUUGUUCUCCUGUUUAGCAGGUAGUCUUAGCAACAGAGGAAGAUCUGCUUUGCCUAAUUUGACUUUCAUGUACCCAGGGCUUGUUGCUUGCUGUCAUUGUGCCUCUCUCUCUCUCUCUCUCUCUCUCUCUCUCUCUC